AUGUCACCAUAUCGACUGGUUUUCGGGAAAGCAUGCCACUUACCUCUUGAGAUAGAGUAUCACGCUUACCGGGCAAUGAAGAAAUUGAAUUUGGAUUUGAAGGCUACGGGUGAAAAACGUCUCCUACAACUUAAUGAGCUAGAUGAGCUCAGAAUGGAAGCCUACGAGAAUUCAAGAAUCUACAAAGAGUGCACCAAGAAAUGGCAUGACAUGCACAUUCAGAGGCGAAAACUGCGAUCGAGGUGGUCUGGUCCGUAUACUAUUACAGAAGUUUUUCCACACGGGGUAGUUGAGAUCACUCACGAUAGUAAGGGGACAUUCAAGGUUAAUGGACAGCAUCUGAAGUACUAUUGGAGCGGCGAUUUUUCAAAAGAAAAGUCUACCGUUCAUCUUAAACCACCAGAAUGA
Messenger RNA from Olea europaea var. sylvestris, 408 nucleotides. RefSeq lists its product as uncharacterized. Lineage: Eukaryota; Viridiplantae; Streptophyta; Magnoliopsida; Lamiales; Oleaceae. The transcript is spliced from 2 exons. Bases 1 to 408 code for a protein of 135 amino acids. The record is from RefSeq and is a predicted model, not a curated record.